AUGGCGGCGCUGUGGGGCGGCGGCGCGGGACAUGCCGGGGCUGGAGGAACCGUCUUGCUGCGAGGGGGCGCGGAACCCGCCGUGGGAAAUGCUUUCCCUUCCACGCAGGUAUCGGUCUGGCUGAGUCCUCUGAAGCGAGGCAGGGAGAUUCCAGCCGCUGGGCCGGCCGCCGAGCACUGGGUGGACACGUGGAAGCGGCGUGGCCGGCGCCGGGAGGUGGCACUGGCCAGCGCGGCUGGGAAAAGCAGAAAGGAAAGAGAAGGUGUGGUGCAGAAGCUUCUUGCUGGGCAAAAGUAUUUACUGGCAGAGAAUUUACACUUGUCAUUGGAGGCAGAAACCAUUCUUGAAGCAGAGGAACGAUCCUUGAAGCUCCUGGGAACGAUGCAAGAUUACUUAGACUCUUCUGUUAUCUCCAUCAUUGAGGAUUUUAGUGGCCUGACUGAGGCAAAAGGUCGUGUGGAUGCAGACAAUGAGCUUUCCUUGUUGACUACAAUCACAGAGAUUCUGGAUAGUACAGAUGAUGAGUCUCUGUCUCCUUUUGACACUAUUCCAGACUCUGAAUUACUGACAUCACUCAAGGAGCCUGAUAAUUCUUCGAUUCCAAGGUGUCUCAGCUUGUCCAGGACACCUCCAAAACAGGACUUUCGCUCCUUAGAAGACUUCCAAGAGCCUAGAAUUUGCAACAUUAUGACUGAGAAGGUUGAAGCCUGUGCUACGGGCCUCCCCUUGGCACUGACUCCAAAUUGUCCCAAAGACAGAGCUGCUUCAAACAAAGCCAGUAGCAAAGGGUCCUGUGGGGAAUGGAGGGUGUUCAGGCACAGAGAGCGAGAUGCUCCUAUACUGCAACGUAGUGAUGGGGAAGAAGAGGAGGAGGAAGAUGUGAUAACUGAUUGUGGGCUGAGUUUUGUAGCAGAUGUGAAUGAAAUCCCUGCGGCAUCAGCAACAAAGGAGGUGAAGACAGAUCUCCCCCCAAGUGAUGAUGGCCCCUACAUCAUUGCCCCGGGGAGAAUCUCCCUCAGUGAACUAGUGAGGUACAUGCAUCCGUACUGCCAGCCUGACUUCACUGUGUGCGUGAGUCCUAAGAGCCAGCCCCUGGCUGAGGCGCUGCCUGCCUGUCCGGUUCCCUUAGAAGUGGUGCCUGAUGGUGGUGAGGGCAUGGAGAUCCCAGCGGUCCUUCAGAGUGUGGAUGCAGAGCUCUCCUGCAGAACCGACAGCAGCAGCACAUCUAGUCAGGCAGAAGAGGCAGACCUCUUGGUCCCUUCCCUGGACAAAGUAUUAUCUACAGACGACAAGAAGACGGCAGACGUGGAAAGAGACCUUGCUUUGGGCAGCCAGGCCAAUGGAGUAGGCACGGCAGUCCUCCAAAGAAAGGAAGAUGCUCAUCUGGGGCCAGAGGAAGAAACUGUGGGAUCAACGAAUGAUCACGAGAGCAGAUCUCAGCACGGCCCAGGAGCACCACCAAGAGACAUAAAGCUCAGUGCCUCAGAGACAGACAAGAGAAGUGGCAAUACCAGGAAGAAAUACAGCAAAGAGAAAAGGAGGUGCAAGGAGGCCAGGAAUGGCAGGCCUCCAAAGCGGGCCGGCGCUAAGCCAAGCAGUGAUGAGAAGCAGAUGGAGAAAUCUGGGAGGAGAGGUGAGCCUGGGCCUUCCCCAGCUCAAUCAUCCCAUGCAGAAGAGAGGCAGGGCCCUGUAGAGGAGGAGGAAUUGGUCGAGCAUGGGGCAGAGCGGGAGCCCCAAAACCCACUGAUGCCAGGCUCGGAGAGUGCAGAGGCCUUGCCACGCACAGAGGAACGCCCAUCCACUCAGUACCAGGGGGACGCAGAUGCAUGGCCUGCAGACCAGAAGGGGUUGCAGGAACCCAAACUUGGGAGCAAGCCCCUUUCGACCACAAAUGAGGUGGCUGGCCGAGAUGCCUCCCCUUUGCUCCCUGGCAGCAUUGUGGGCACCGCAGGGCAGCCUCCCACCAAUGAUCUCAGCAGCAAGGAAGCCAGCUGCCCCCUCAAGGAGGCAAAGCCCAGGCCUCUCAGCUUGAGUGAAUACCGGCAGCGCAGAAAGCAGUGCCAGCCCAGUGGCGAGGGCACGAGUGGCACCGCAGAGAAGCAGAGGUCCAGCAAGUGGCCCAGUCUGCCCGAGCCCCCCAUGGAACUGGCUGACCUUCCUUGCCUGUUGGUGCCUCCACCCCCUCCCAAACCUCCGGUGCCUGGGCCGGGAAAGGAGCCUGAGAAGCCUGCCGGCACUACCGCUACCCCUGCUCCUGCUAGCAAAGGGACUGCCAUUCGCCCCUCUGUGCAAACCACAGCUGCACCAGUUCUUACUCCUUGUUCCAAGAAUGGCACCGUGAGCACGACUUCUCUUCCGGCACCUGCUCCAGUUGUCCCUUCACAACCUAGUAAAGCAGGUGCCUUUCCCCCUGUUGGGGCUCAGGUGCCGCCGAUCCCGCCCCCAGCAUACCUCCCAUCAGCCCCUGGAGCUUUCCUACCAGCCCCUCCCAACUCCUGCAUCUUUGGUGCACCACCACCAGUGCCUCCCUGGGCUCUUUUCCCUCCUCCGCUGGCUGGUUACAAAAGUCUGCCACCUUCAUCUUCAGUCACUGAAGUUUCCCCCGCUGCCUUCCACUCAGUUCCUUCGGUGCCCCCUCCCACAUGGCCUCCCCCACCUGUCCCCUUGCCCUCUUUUGGCCCAGGGCUUCCUUACAGCUCCAUUGAGUGGCCGGCAGGUCCACCGCCACCUUACUGGCCUGGUAUCCCAGUCCCGCCUCCGAUGUUGCCCGUCCCUUAUGGGGAUCGAGGAGUCCACAUGCAGAACCCCCAGGUUGGUGCCUUCCGGACCCCACCCUUCUCUGAAGGGACCCCUGGCUGGCAGAGCACAGCUCCCCCACUGGACUCCUCUCACUUCAGAAUGCAAAACUUGGCAGCCACCGAGAAGGCAGGCACCCCUGCCCAGCUACCCUGGGUUGAACCCCCUUCUACAGCUAAAAUUGCCUCCAGAAGGAUUUCUGACCCGAGAUGGCAAGUGCAGCCUUCUGGAGCUGAGUCUAAAGCAGAGGUGACUCCUGGAAAAUCUCAGCUUUUGGGGAAGCUGCUUCCCCCUACGCCAGUGGCUGAGCCUUUGGGGAAACCAGCACUGACUCAGCCUGUCAGGAAGAGCUCCCUUCCGCAAUCCUCAGGGGAGCCCCAUUCCAUGCUUCCUCCCCAGCGAGUCAAGGACUCCGUUGCCAUACUGAAAUCUUCAGAAGAGCCCUCCUCUGCUGAGCCUGUGGAGAAGGCCUAUACUGUACCAGCCGCAGUCCAAAGUGCCAAAGAGACCCCUCCUGCCGGCCAGUCUCAAGAGGAACUUCCUCUUCCAGCUACUUUGGCACCAGAAAAGUUAACAGUGCCAGCUGCAGUGGAGUCGGAUGCUAAGGAAGCUGCCUCUGUAGAUCCCAGCUCCCCAGUAACAGCGUGGCCCCAGAAGGUGCAGGAAACUGGCCCACUUUCCAAGACACCCGCCCAUAUGUUGAAGCAAGAGCCUCUCGUCAGUGUUGUAGAGUGCAGCCGCAAUAAGGACAUCGUUCAGGAGUUUAUCACUGAGAUUGGAAUUGAGGCCUCUGACCUGUCCAGCCUAUUAGAGCAGUUUGAAAAAAUAGAAGCCAAAGAGGGAACUUCUGGUGUGGUGAAAUCCAAGGGAGGUAUUGCUGCAGGGAACAGUGGCUCUGAAGUACAGCAGGAAAAGAAGAUACUGGAUCGGCUUCAGGCUCCAGAGCUCACCAACAUUGCAGGCCUGACCCCUCCAGCCACCCCACCACACCAGCUGUGGAAGCCUCUAGCAGCUGUCUCACUUCUGGGCAAAGCUGGGUCCCCCAAAGGUUCCAGGCUUGCAAAAUCCCUAAGCAAGCCUCACAGAAAAGCAGCCCCUCUUCACGUGGGCUCCGGUGAGCAUGACUACUGCCAGCUCAGUGCUGCCCCGCUAAAGGGCGGCUCCCGAUGGAAUGUCAAACGGAACACCGAUAUCACUAUCAAGCCCAUCAAACCCUUGACGAAAAAAGAGCCGGAUCAGCCUGCUGCAAAUCAGCCCCUUCCUCCUGCUGCCGCCGCCACCGCUGCUGCCACCAGAAGGAACCCUGUGGGCACCGACAGCCUGGUUGCUGCCUGCCAGAAUCCCAAAGAGGCCCUUGGCCCUGUUAAUGCUUGUCAGAACCAGGCCCAAAUCUUUAGCCGUGCCGCAGCUAGCUCAAGCCCUGGCAGGUCAGUGUCUCUGCUGUUAGAGAGCACGCUUCCAGGGCCGCAUACAGAGCCACUGGACCACCGGACUAGUACACCGAGGUCCAUGACGAGGGUCAGCGAAGAUCCAUGUUCUGUACUGCUGUCCCCAGCUGCAUCCCCGUGCCGGGAUACAGAAGAGCCAGUGUCGCAACAACCUCAGGACGUUCAGCAGAAGCACUUGGCUUCCAAACGCUCCCUGCGAUGCUACCGGAGCAGACAGAAGUCAGCCAGCCCCCAAAAGAGGAGCUGGAGAGGCCGCCGAAACCGUGCCAGCCGGUCCUUCAGCUCCAGUUCUGAUGGUGACAGUGAUGACUCCUCCUCCUCCUCUUCCUCCUCCUCCUCCUCCUCCUCAUCAAGGUCUCUGUCUCCCCCAUCAAAACGCUGGCGAAGAAGCCGCUCAAGAAGCUCCUGCUCCUCUUCUAGUGCAUGGAGCCGGUCAAGGAGCCGGUCCCGGAGUUCCUCCUGUUUAUCAAGGUCAUCUUUGCGCUCUCUAUCUCCGCCCAGGAGGAGGACCUACAGGAAAAGAUAUGACUCCAGCAGUUCUCGAGAUCGCUACCAAAGGCAGAAAAUCAGCAACAAAGAGCGUGCCAUAGAGGAACGCCGUGUUGUCUUCAUUGGGAAGAUCCCUAGCAGGAUGACCCGUUCAGAGCUUCAGCACCGUUUCUCUGUGUUCGGAGACAUUGAGAACUGCACACUGCAUUUCCGAGAACAGGGGGAUAACUAUGGUUUUGUGACAUACCGUUAUGCUGAGGAGGCCUUUGCUGCCAUAGAGGGUGGACAUGCACUGCAUCACCCUGAUGAGCAGCCCUUCGACUUGUGCUUUGGAGGGCGUCGGCAGUUUUGCAAAAGGAGCUAUGCUGACUUGGACUCGAACAUAGAAGACUUCGAGCCUGCCGCUGUGAAGAACAAGUUUGACUCCCUUGACUUUGACACCUUACUAAAGCAGGCUCAGCAGAGUCUGCGGAGGUAACGCUGGCUCUCUCGGGCUCAGUGUGCCCGGUAGGCAUCUGCCUACACCAGCCUUACCUCAGACAGGCUGCAGGGGCUGGCGCCCCCCCAGCCUAGCUGCUAUGUCCAGCAUGGUUUUGUAAUGAAAUGAAAAAAAAAACCCACAAACAAUUUUUAUCUUGAUUUGUUUUUCUAGGGACUAUUUAAGGGGAAGGACAUUUUUGCUUUAACGGUGGGGUUGGGGAUGGAAUAACGACACCCAGCCACCUUCUUCCCACUUACUCGCUAUGCAGUCAAUAAACAUCCACCAUAGA
Molecule: messenger RNA, 5503 nt
Organism: Gekko japonicus
Lineage: Eukaryota; Metazoa; Chordata; Lepidosauria; Squamata; Gekkonidae
Gene: PPRC1
Product: peroxisome proliferator-activated receptor gamma, coactivator-related 1
Exons: 16
Coding region: 1-5211 (1736 amino acids)
Biological process (GO): positive regulation of transcription by RNA polymerase II
Cellular component (GO): nucleus
Molecular function (GO): RNA binding; transcription factor binding
Source: RefSeq, a predicted model, not a curated record